This is a messenger RNA of Perognathus longimembris pacificus (Pacific pocket mouse), 947 nucleotides long. Its product is annotated as histone-lysine N-methyltransferase PRDM16-like. The transcript has 2 exons. The record is from RefSeq and is a predicted model, not a curated record. NCBI's taxonomy places the organism in Eukaryota, Metazoa, Chordata, Mammalia, Rodentia, Heteromyidae. Bases 266 to 646 code for a protein of 126 amino acids.
GCGGGGGGAGCCGCGAGGUGAAGGCCGGGAAGGCCGCGGAGAGCCCCCCAAUCCCGCGCCGAGGCGGCGGCGGCGGCGGCGGCGGCGCGACGAUGAGGAUGAUGAAUACAUUGCAAAGUUUUUUUGGCCCCGGCGAGGGGUGUCAGAUUGAGUGCUCUGUGCGCAUGUGCGAAGGUGUCCAAACUGACAAUGCUGGGGAGAUGAAGAUAGUGUGCGGCUGCUUCUGGGCUCGAGGAGGAGGAGAGAGAUUCCGCGAGCCGACACCAUGCGAUCCAAGGCCAGGGCGAGGAAGCUAGCCAAAAGUGACGGUGACGUUGUAAAUAAUAUGUAUGAGCCCGACCCGGACCUGCUGGCGGCCAGAGCGCCGAGGAAGAGACGGAGGACAGCAUCCUGUCCCCCAUCCCCAUGGGGGCCGCCCUCCCCCUUCCCCACCAGCGAGGACUUCACCCCCAAGGAGGGCUCGCCCUACGAGGCUCCGGUCUACAUCCCCGAGGACAUCCCCAUCCCGCCCGACUUCGAGCUGCGAGAGUCGUCCGUCCCCGGGGCCGGCCUGGGGGUCUGGGCCAAGCGGAAGAUGGAAGUCGGGGAGCGGUUCGGGCCCUGCGUGAAGGAGGCGGACCUCGCCUGGGAGGUGAGCGGCGUCUGAGCGUGAUUGAUCGCGGUCAUUUGUCUCGUGUUCAAUCUAUUUAUAAAGCCGGGUGAGCAGCCGCGGCCCGGGGCGGGAGGCCCGGCGGGUCGGAGAGAGCGCUCCAAUGUCACAUUUCCCAGGGUUAUUUCAUCCCGAGGCUCGCAUGACGUGACUCAGAAAGCACUGGGGUCCCGCGGCCGCCGUCAGCCCCCCCACGGCCGCGGCGCGGUCUUCCCGGAAAUGUGUCUUUCAUGAGCUCACGUCUGAAGCACGCCGCGCCUCCCGAGGGACGGUAGGUCCGGCCCGCCCUGGACGCAGA